This is a messenger RNA of Oppiella nova, 304 nucleotides long. The record is from the annotation of a GenBank genome assembly. Lineage: Eukaryota; Metazoa; Arthropoda; Arachnida; Sarcoptiformes; Oppiidae.
GUCGACUCUUUCAGACACUUCUACCCCAACGACAAGAAGUGCUACACGUAUUGGAGUUAUAUGAGGAACGCGAGGGACAAAGACAUCGGUUGGCGACUCGACUACUUCGUGGUCUCCAACCAACUCGUGGCCAACAUCUGCGACAACCAAAUCAGGAAACAAGUGCUCGGAUCAGAUCACUGCCCGAUCGUCCUCUACCUCGCCGUCUAAAGCGUGACCAUAGGAUCUCUGCACUCAUUAUCUCAUCCAUUGAUUGUAUUUUAUGAACCCUUUAACCAAUAAAUGAUUUCAUUGUAUAAUUCAA